Molecule: messenger RNA, 1266 nt
Organism: Aspergillus tanneri
Lineage: Eukaryota; Fungi; Ascomycota; Eurotiomycetes; Eurotiales; Aspergillaceae
Product: oxidoreductase, short-chain dehydrogenase/reductase family
Exons: 3
Coding region: 1-1266 (421 amino acids)
Source: RefSeq, a predicted model, not a curated record
AUGGACCUCAGAGACGUUUGUGCUGGAUAUCCAGCCACAAGCCAUGAAACCCUUCAUCUACAGCGCGUGGACACCGUCGCCCCCGUUUGUACAUCUCCUCCUUCUCUGUCUCAGUCCUCAUCACCAAGUCCGGCCAUGAGCAUUUCGGGAUAUCCCAGGGUCUCGUCACUGCACAGCUAUCGCAGACACCUCUCACACGGGCAGUCGUCAACGGAGGUUGAAGGCCAUGACGGUAAGAAGCUCAGGCGGAAGCACGCUACAUUGAACUUGAACCAGAUGCCAACAUGUGGUGAGCAUCAUUCUGUCUCUCCCUUAUCUAUCUCAUCGCCCGCAUCAAGUCCACCGCCGCUGUCGCCGUCUUCGUCGCCGAGUGCGAUGAGUGAGCAGGGCCCCGAGAGUCUCGAUGGAUUCCUUUUAUCGCCUAGUCCGGUGGACUUGAGUAUUCCCUGCGAACGGUUUGGGAACAGACGGAAUCCGUACAAAAUCCUGGAUACCUUCCGCGAUAGACUCGAGAAGUAUCCGGAUCCAGAUCCAGCUUCUUCAAUCUGCGGACACAGCAAGACCUACUCCGACUCUGUGCUCUUCAACGUGAACAAAAAUCCAACCGCGACCAUCGUCAACCACAACGGCACCUCGUUCGAGAUCCUUAACCCUCACGAAUCGUUGCGCUUUGCGCGCAUCGUCUCCUACAUUGAAGACGUGGAUACCUACUCAUCCCGCGAUUCAUCCCGCAACCACCGAGACUCGUACCGCUCUGACGAUGCUAUUCCGGAAUUUGAGACCUCGUCCAUCGACAGGGGCGACCCAUGUGGAGAAAAAGUUGAGGUCGAAGCCCAGAAAGUUCAUCACGAUCUUGUCGGCGAUUGUCCGCAUCUUCCCAUGCCGUCGAUCUCCGAGCGAUUAGAGAAAACUAACGCGGGCUCAAUCUACACCUCUGACUGCCAUCGUAGUCCCAUACCUCGGAGUUCAUCGAGGUUGUGGACUGCGCAGUCAUACGGCAGCGGCGAGCUGGGUGAGCCAGGAUCUCCAAUCUACGAUGACGAUCUCCCUUCAUCCCAUAACCUCUGGCCCAAGACUACCGACUACAGCCAGUUCUUGCAGACGGGAUAUCCUGAGACGGAAAUACAGUGUCAACGGCGUUCGACUCGGCGUUCAACAAGUAAUCGCAGGAAACGAACAAAUAAGGGACCGUUUCGGCGAUUGUGUGGGUUUGCGACUGCGUUGCGCAAAAGACGUCUCUUCCGGGGAGAAGCGAUGGCACAUUAA